Molecule: messenger RNA, 5693 nt
Organism: Nylanderia fulva
Lineage: Eukaryota; Metazoa; Arthropoda; Insecta; Hymenoptera; Formicidae
Source: RefSeq, a predicted model, not a curated record
UUCGUCGCGCGUGUGUCUCUUUCGUGAUCGCUCGAGCAAAAAGUCACCCUCCGCUACCGGUCGGUCGCGCGUAACUCGAUCGCGCGUGCCCCGAAAUUAUCCGCGCACAUUAUUCAAACGGGGUGAUAAAGUGCGACAAGAUUCGAGAGUGCCGCGACACUCGUCGAAAACUCGCUAUUGGAAACAUUUCUCGACGUCGCGGAAUCUUGCAACGGGGAUACAGAUAUAUAUCGCGAAACCGCAACAAAUUUUUCCUUCGGACACGACAAGAAAGAAUGGACUGGGGAUACUUCACAAGCGAGGCGAAAAUAUUGUUUUGAAUGACGUAGAGGUGUCGUAUAGUGAUCCAAAGUCGCGCGCUCUAAAUUCGCAACAAGUUGCAGGAGAGUGUGCUUUUUUUUUACGUUUUCCUCGACUCUUUCCGUUUCUCUUACGCGAGUGUGUGCGUGUUCGUAUGUGUGCGUGAUCGAAGAGGAUUAAUAUCGGUGAUGAUCCUGUGAAGUAAGCUGCGAGACGUAAUCGUUCUCAGUAAUGGCAACCGAAUCCUCGAACGUGAAACGGACUGUAUUCACGAACGAUUGCAUUCGAAGGAAAUGUCGUGUCCUGUGAUCGUGUGUUCUCCAGGGAUCCUUUGACGGUUCGAGGAGGAUAAACCCGUGGGCGCGGAUGAGGAGUUCGCGGAGAGCAAGUUCGACGAUGAGAAUUUGAGUCGUGCGGAAAGUGCUUUCAAGGGUGCCCGGGUCUUGGUUCGCGCGCGUUUCGUCAACGACGAGGGUUGCAGAAGACGACGAGUGCUGUAAAAAGGAGGCGGGGCGGAGUGUGUCGCUGACACGAGUUGACGCGACACAAAACGUGACGUGACGUGACACGACGUCGGGGUGUCGAGAUGCCUCGAGAUGAGAUGGCCCCUCUUGGAUCCGUCGCCUCGCUCCUCGCGCUUGUGCUCUACGCUUUCAGCAGCUGCCAAGCCAGGAUAACCAAUCAGGAAAUCGUGACAAUGACAGAUGCGGAAGCGGUGGUAGGAGGAAUUGCUCAGCUACCGUGCGACGUGAAACCGCCGCUCUCGGGGGACAAGCUGCACCUAGUUAUUUGGUACAAGGAGGAGGCGGAUACAGCACCGAUAUACAGUAUCGACUUGAGGGGGAGGAAUAGUUUGGAAAAUGGGGAUCACUGGCAGGAUCAGAGCCUGGAAAAACGUGCCUUCUUCAAGCACACCGAAACACCCGCGAAGCUCACCUUGGAAAAGGUUCGCGAGAGCGACGCGGCUGUUUACAGAUGCAGAGUUGAUUUCAAGCAGUCGCCGACACGCAACAGCAAAGUCAAUCUGACGGUCAUCAUACCGCCGGAGCAGCUUAGCAUAUUGGACGAAGGCGGAAGGUCUCAUAUUCCCUAUUACAUCCUCGGCCCGUACAGCGAAGGAGUGUCUCUCAAUCUCACGUGCGUCGCCGCCGGUGGGCGACCGCAACCACGAGUGACAUGGUGGCAAGGGACUUCUCUACUCGAUAACAGUUACGAGACCAUGGAUGCUAAAAGGGUCCGCAACGUGCUGCAAUUGGAAAAGUUGGGCCGCGAACAUCUGCGCACCUUUCUGACUUGCCAAGCUACGAACAACAACGUGUUGGCACCGAUAUCAAGUUCGGUGACACUCGAUAUGAAUUUAAAACCGCUCUGGGUCCGGAUUCAAGGAGAGAACCGUCCACUUAGCGCCGGCAAGACCUAUGAGAUAGGUUGCGAGGUUGUCGGAGCCAGACCGGCCCCGAAGAUCACGUGGUCUAAAGGGAACGCGAUACUGCGAAAUGCACGGGAAACGACGAGUCCUGACGGCAACAUAACAACCAGCGUCCUCACAUUCGUGCCGAGUAUCGAAGACGCCGGCAAGUUCCUCUACUGUCGCGCCAGCGUGGAAGAUAUUCCGGAGUCGGAGAUGGAGCAAGGAUGGAAGCUCAAUAUAUAUCACGAGCCUGUGGUUACCCUCGAGCUUGGCAGCAAUUUGAAUUCGAGCGCUAUUCGGGAAGGUAUCGACGUUUACUUCGAGUGCAACAUCAAGUCCAAUCCCUGGGUUUACAAGGUUUCCUGGCGCCAUAACGGCAAUCCGCUGUAUCACAAUCCGACGACCGGAACGAUAAUAAGUAAUCAGAGCCUGGUGCUGCAAAGCGUCACUCGCAGUAGAGCUGGGAUUUACACGUGCAUCGGCAAUAAUCAAGAGGGCGACGGUGAGAGCAAUCCACUGAACUUGGACAUAAAGUUCGUGCCGGUAUGUCAACAAGGCCAGACGAGGGUGUUCGGCGUGGCGCGACAGGAGACCGCGAGUAUUCCCUGCGAGCUGGAGGCGAACCCGCCGGAAGUAUCGUUCACUUGGAAAUUCAAUAAUACAAUGGAAGCGGUGGACAUACCUCAGGCACACGUCACCAGCGACCGUGCACGCUCGAUGGCCUCGUACACGCCGAUGACCGAGCUGGAUUACGGCACUCUCCUCUGUUGGGGCAGCAACGACCAGGGCAGUCAGCUGGAGCCGUGCGUCUUCCACAUCGUGCCAGCCGGUCGCCCGGACACGCCGCACAACUGCACCCUGUUGAACCAGACGACCGACUCGAUCUACGUGGAAUGUAUUGAGAGCUUCGACGGCGGGCUGCCUCAAAAAUUCACCAUAGAGGUGGAGCGCGAGGCCGGUUCGAGCAAGGGCCCGGCGACCGUCUACAAUUACACCAGCAAGGUGCCCACCUUCUACGUCGGCAAUCUGGACCCCGGCAGCAGCUACGAGGUCUCCGUUUACUCGACCAACGCCAAGGGUCGCAGCGAGACGGUCCGCUUUCGCGCCGCCACUCUGAAUCUGCCCGAGAGACGAACAGCAGGUGAAAGACUGGCGAAACCUCCCUCGCCGGAGAAUUGCACUAUUCGGGAGGAGAGCUGGACUAUGGUGCUGGUGAGCUGCGCCGAGAGCGAGUACUUCGCCCCGGGCACGGCUACCUACCUGCUGCAGGUCUUCGACGCCGACACCAGGCAUCUGCUGGCGUCCGGGACGAGCGUUUCGCCGAGUAAGGUCGAAGUGACGGAUCUGCCCGCCGACAGGAGUCACUCCGGCCUCGUGCUGUCCCUCAGGGUCAUGACGGCGCACGCGAUGAGCGAGGCCACGCUCCUCCACAGUCCGCACAUUGUACCGGAGGGUAAUACCCAGGAGCACCAGCGUUACCCAGCUCUCACGCCAGUUAUGCUGUCGCUGUCGGGUCCACUGUUGGGCGCCGUGGUAGGAGCCACAGCGGGGUUGCUCCUGGUGAUCUUCGUGAUCGUGCUGGCUGUCAGGCUACGCUAUCGACCCCGAUCUCAGGAGGACUCUCAUGACGACGGCGGGAUGGCGAACCUGGCGGCGUCGGGGACCGGCGCCUCGUCUCCCCAUGACAAAUCGUCGACCUUGCCCCUCAGCACCGAUAGCAUCGAGAGCUUCGAGAAGAAUCCCGAUAUAAUACCGCACGCGAACGAAAAUUCAUAUGCGGAACUAUGUAAAGGCACAUCACCACGAUACGUGCUACAGCAAACACGUUCGGAUACGACUACCUUCCCGGUGUCAAACAACCAGGGAACCGAGCUAACGUACGCCGAAUUAACGCUAAGGGGAAACCGGCGAAUACCUCCGAAUUGCUACCAGCCCGUGCAAAUCUCUGGCAAUCUCCAACGGCCCCAGCUGCUGCCCAUGUCGACUUUGACGCGCAGACAGCCGAUCCAAGAGCCGACGAUUUACGCGCAAGUCGCCAGUCAUUCUAAACCGAUUUACGUGCCACCGCCACACCCGUACAUGAAUCGUUCUAGCGACGAAACUACGGCGGAAACGCCAUUGAUCGGACACGACAAUAAGAUCACUACGAUCAGUCAUUCAGGCAACUCGAUCUGGCGUACCGACACGCCACCCUGCUCGAACGCGCCAACGACAUGAUUCCAACGACUUACCAGAGUAGAGCAGAAUAGAAAUCGAAGAAGAGGGGCGGAUGAAGCGAGAUAGCGCAGUUCCGAGGAUCAUGACCGAUCAUCGACGUAAUCCUUGCGAGCUUCAGUCUCAUCCGGAAAAUAUCCUGAGAAGUAAAACGAAAAGUUACAGUGAUGUCAUGUCUGUCAUGAUGAUAAUCGUAAAGAAUUCUCACGGAAACUUUGUCACGUGCGAUCCUACGAAGACUGAAUGAAACAGAGAUGCAGGAUUUGUAACGCGAAUAUAUGCAGGUGCCAUAUAACAGAGACGGGCUUGUUUCGAGUUGUGUUUGCUCGAUUAAUCGAAAAUCAAUUUACUAUACUCUAAAAAUAUGUAUAUAUAAUUAAUGUUCUGUUUAAGAUUUCUUUGUAUAUCGUAUGUUAAAACUAUAUUUAGUUGAAAUUUAGCGAUUUAAAAAAAAUUUGUUUGCCUUAUUAAAUUUUAAACGAGAAAUAUAUUUCGUAUUUACGAAUAGAAGCAACUUCUUCGAAAAAAAUAGUAUUUGAUAAAUGUGUCACUAUAUUUGACUCAUUUAAUAAAUAUAAAAUUUUUUUCUGACAAGUUUCUUGAUGUAUGCGUACAAGAGCAAUAAAAUAUUCAAAUGUUCCCAUUUCAAUGCCUCAUUACUACUUAUGGAAGAAAGUAUAAAUAUUGUGUUCUAAAAAGAAAACGUAAAAAUUUAAUCGCGUAUAAUCUGUUUUAUUAAUAUCAAUUAAGAGUUUAUAAAAAUAUAGGCUUUGUAGCUGAUGUUAAAACAUGUUUAACGGUAGCAUAAUAAGUAAUCUAUCUAUUCAUUAGAUCGCUCUAAAUAAUUCAUAUGGUAAAUUCAAGGAAAUAUAUUGAUUUAUAUAAUGUAAGUAAUCGCGCGCCCGUCUCUGACGUAUGAGUUUAUAACAAUGGGAGUGAUGUAAGAGAAAAAUUAAGAAACAAUAAAAAAUUAUGACUUUCCUUUCUUCUUUAUUUAGUUUGAUAGUAACUAAGAUAAAUAAUUUUACAUCGCUCUCAUUCUGGUUAACUCAUAAAAUCGCUGCGCGAGAGCAGCUGUUGUUCGAACGAAUUCGAUAUUGUUGUUGUAUAGUGUAACGAUCACGAUUCGUUUUAUCGAGGACGAAACGUGGCUAAAAAUCGAUGUCGAUUGUAAUAAAGAACGGUGUUCGCGCGUUAAAUACUCGUAUCUUUUCUUAUAUUGAGGACGACACUCGACAAUGUUGGCGAGUUUAGAAUGCGAAUCUCGCAAAUUACCUCUAUAAGGAAAAGAGUGCCGAGCAAUGCAACGUAAAAAAUAAAGUUGCAAAAAUGUAUAGAAAAUCUUUUCAAUCGUAUCCUUUAAAUAUUUGUAAAUGAUACCCCGAUCUUUCUGUUUCUCACUGCCGUACAAAUUCGAACAACAAUACUAAUUUAUAAGCAAUUUUUAUACAAUUGUUACAUGACGUUUUGUAACCGUAUUGGAAAAUACUCUGUUCGCAUAUAAACUUUAAUCACUUGUCUUUGAAUCACUUCUUCCGAAAUAGUAAAUAAUAUAAAGCACUAUCGAUUAACACAGACUCCGCUGUAUUCGCUCAAUGUCUCAAAUUAUAUGAUGUAGAUGUUGGAGGAAUCAGAAAUCUCACAUUCAACAGAAUGCGGCAACAAAAAAUUUACCACCAUUAACCAUAAGCUAAUUUACUUGCAGCAUAAUUAUUGAAAGAAUACAAAUAUGUAUGUAUGUAUAUGUAGAAUAUUAGAAAUAUUUUUU